AUGGAGACAUUUCGAACAGUUGAAGAUAAUCCCCCUGAAACACUUCAAACCCUCAUUACGUAUGAGGAAAAGCCUGGUCAAGCGCAAAACUUUCUUGCCCGCAUGGGUAAGAACUUCAGGUGGCCCCUUUCUAUGCCAAAAUAUCUCAGAAGUCAUGCCUUCAGAAAUAUUGCUGAUCGCGAGUUCGAAUACGACGAAGAGGCUGGACUUAAUAUCAUAUUUUUCUACAACGCACUCGACAGAGGCGAAUUUUCUGGACAUGAAAACGAGUGGGUAACGGUGCACCACCAAAAAAUAAUCGAGUGUGGACAGGAAUAUAGCGAUGAUCAAUUGGACCACGUUCUCGAAACUUUGCCUGGUGCCAUCCAACUUCCGGUUGAUCAGACACGUUUGCCACGUAGUCCGCCGGCGAAAAUGGUGAUUGGUCAGCGUGCUAAUAAUGGGGAAGACUACAAGAUAAGAGUUCGCGUCAGAAGACCUGGAGAAAGUAAUAUAGUUGCUCAGCUUACUUACGAUUUUUAUGACACCAGAAAUAACAAUAAAAAGUAUACGUGCGUGAUUGAUACAGGUGCACCAAAUACGAUCUUGCCAUAUCAUGUUAAAAGGGUACUUGGGAGUAGGGGGUGGAGUACGAUACCAAGAAUAGCUGGGGGCUACGGGGCACCUGCGGAACAAAUUUGUGCGUCUAAGAUAUUUGAGGUGUCUAUUGGAGAUGAUAAUAAUUGGACCAAGUGGGUUCAAGCCAGAAUCCUACUCUGGCAAGAAAAACCAGGAAAUCAAGUGGAAUAUGCCCUUGUCGGUAAUGAUGUUACGGAUCAACUGGCAUACGCACACGAGCCAAGGAACCCAUUAAAGUUCUUAAACAUUGCAGAUGAGACCAGGCUCACCACUGAUAAGAUCACUGAGCUUAAGGCUGAGAGAACUGAACUUAAGGCCAGGAUUGCCGAGCUUCUAAGACAGACUGUGGAAGAAAAUAAAAUGCGUGAUGUUAAGGUCAAGGAAUUAGAGCAAAAAAAUUCAGAGCUUGAGACCAGACUCGCUAUAUUAGAACAGGAAGAAAAAGGUAUUUCUAUAAAAGAUGUUUCGCGAUCUCCAGUAAAUUCUAACGAUACUCCGGCAUCUAACAUACCUGAUAAUACUUUAAAUUCUAGUAUCACUCCUGAACAAAUGGAAAAUAGCUCUGAUAUAACAUCUGAUGAUGUAAAACAUCAAACUUAUGGUUCAUCUGAUACAUACCAAAAAAAGAAUAGCCGAUCCUCCAUGCCUUCUAUUACUAUGAAAACUACAUCAUCGGAAGAGAAGAAAAUAAAUUAUUUCCUGGAUAGUGUACAUAAAGAAACGAUUAGUGAGAAAAUAAGAAAAACGAAUCUUAGAUCUCAAGACAAAGUACAGAAAAUCAUGUCAGAAAUUUCUGAAAACUCAAGUUCUAUUAAUAAUGAUAAUAUAGAUAGGGAUGUGACAACUACUAUUCAGGAUGAAGUGGAAUCUCUGCCCAGCAAUACUAACUUUACGCUUUUAUAUGGAAAACUUUGUGAUGCUAUAAUUCUUGCUGAUCGUAAAACCCAAGAAGCUAUCGCGUGUUAUUGCCUAUUUGGAAAGGCUAUUAUUCAGAGACGUAAUGAAAUAGCAUCGGAAAGACAAGUUGAUCCAGAAUCCAAUACUGUUAGUAGAAUUUUAAAUAAAGAAGUAAAAGCACAAUUACCCACAGACACUUCUGAUAGCCUUUUACGUAAGAGAAUUGAAAAAGCAAAGAAGCUUUAUAAACUUUUUGAUGCAAUAGAUAAUGUAUCCUUUGAUUAUAGCAUUAAUGUAAGCCUGCCUCUGGCUGAGUUAUGGGAUGAUGAGAAAAGUUCUGUAACCCAACUUUGUGAACCAAGAUCACGAAGUGAUUGGCAAAAUUCUUGUGAGAAGGAAAAUAAUAAUUCAGAAACACCUGCUUCCUCUAUCCUAUCGCCUAAUACGUCUGAUUCGGAAGAUAUGAUAAGUAAGGAUAACAAAUCUUUACCAGUGAAAGAGAUAAGCAUAUCUACUGGAGCAAUUUUAAAGGAUAAACAAGAAACUGCAAAUGAUGAUAAUAAUACAUGUAUAAGCGAGAAAGCCGAAUCUUUACUGGAGGAAGAGGCUCCACUAUUGAUCUUCAGCGCAUGUCUUCAUAUAACCUAA
Molecule: messenger RNA, 2163 nt
Organism: Acaulospora morrowiae
Lineage: Eukaryota; Fungi; Glomeromycota; Glomeromycetes; Diversisporales; Acaulosporaceae
Source: the annotation of a GenBank genome assembly